AUGGGUACACGCAAGAUGCGUGUUAGAAUUUCGCUAUUCGUUAUUGUUACAAUUUUUGGGUUCUUUCCAUUUGGAAGUGCUGCAUCAGCACAUAUACAUACUCAUAUACACAACAAACCCAACAGCCAUGAAAGGACAGAUGAUGGUGCAUUCAGUCCACGAGACGCGAAUCAUUAUACAGGAGGAGAACAUCAGGAAUUUGAUCAUGAAGCUAUUCUGGGAAGUGCCAAAGAAGCGCAGGAGUUUGAUAAACUUCCAAUGCAAGAAUCAAAAAGACGUUUAGGAAUAUUGUUGAAAAAAAUGGAUUUGAAUAAUGAUAAGUUCAUUGAAAGGAAUGAACUAAAAGCUUGGAUCUUACGUUCAUUUAGCAUGCUUUCUGCAGAGGAAUCUCAGGAUCGGUUAGAAGAUGUUGAUAUCGAUGAAGAUGGUAAAGUUAGUUGGGAUGAGGUUCUACGAGAUACAUAUCUCACUGAUUCAGAAGAUGCAGCUUUAGAUGAAAAACUCAUAAGCGAUGAUGAAGAGACAUUUGAAGCUGCUGAUAUAGAUAAAAAUGGUUAUCUGGAUUCAGAAGAAUUCAAAGCGUACACCCAUCCUGAAGAAACACCUAGAAUGUUUCCACUCUUAUUGAAACAAGCUUUAGAUGACAAAGAUACCGAUAAAGAUGGAUAUAUUAGCUUUCAAGAAUUUAUUGGCAAUAGGGCAAAAUCAGAAGAUAAAGAGUGGUUAAUAAUAGAGAAGGAUAAAUUUGAUUAUGAACAUGAUAAAAAUGGUGAUGGAAGAUUAGAUUCAGAUGAAAUACUUUCGUGGCUAGUACCAAGCAAUGAGGAAAUUGCGAGUGACGAAGUAGACCAUUUAUUUGCUGCAUCUGAUGACGAUCACGAUAACAGAUUAUCGUUUGAUGAAAUUUUGGAACAUCACGAUACUUUUGUAGGUAGUGAAGCGACAGAUUAUGGAGAUCAUUUGCAGGACAUUGAACGUUUCACUGAUGAACUUUGAGAAACGAUAAGCACAAAUUUUAUCCCUCUUCGUAAUUCCUAUCAUAAAUUUACAUGACUGAAAAUAUUUUUAAUACUUCUUAAUGCCACAUUUUUAACUCUUCUGUGUUUCGGUAUUCCAACUUAUUCUGUGUUUAGAAUAUAUAUUAUAAGCAGUUAUACGGAACUAUUUAAAAAUGCACAAAAUACUCAACAAAUAGUGUCUCAGUUAUACAGUCUUCCAAUUUUUAUUAAACUUUAGUGCCAUAGAAACACUGGCAUUACAUUAUGAAACGUUAAACUAGGGUUUAUGUUACAUAUUGUUAGUAAGAGUUACCAAAUACCAUUUGUAUUUCAUUUUUAGUAUUUAUUGCGUAACUGAUCGGUUACGCAUAUCCCACGAUAUAAUUUUCUCAUUAUUGUUGAAAUUCUAAUUAGUUAAUUGAAAAUUGAAGUGGCAAUUUAAGUAAAUAGUAAUUUAAAAUAUUAGAUUUUACUAAUUAUUGUUCAAUAUUCGUAUAUAAUGCAAGUUCAAAAAUCAUCAACGGAAAAAUGGAGGAAAUUAUUCUGUUUAUGCAACUUAGUUUAAUUAAAAACUGAAAAUUAUGAGAUAAUUAUAUCAUAAUAUAUUCACUGUUUGAUGCAGUGUUACCUUCUUUUCGUAUUAUAUAACGAAUAAUGUGUAAUGUGAUGAAUUUUUUUUUAAUAAAACGUGAAUAGACCAAAUCUGCA
Molecule: messenger RNA, 1706 nt
Organism: Osmia lignaria (orchard mason bee)
Lineage: Eukaryota; Metazoa; Arthropoda; Insecta; Hymenoptera; Megachilidae
Product: reticulocalbin-2
Cellular component (GO): endoplasmic reticulum
Molecular function (GO): calcium ion binding
Source: RefSeq, a predicted model, not a curated record